AUGCAGGAAGUGGGCACCUGGUUCCUAGUCUGCACCUGCGUCUGCACCUGUGUCUGCUGGGGAACCUCUCUCCCAGCGGGAGGAGGAGGGUCCGGGCUUGGAAGCAUCACCUGCCUCAACAACAACAUCCUUAGGAUCGAGUGCCACUGGGCAGCUCCCGCACUCAGUCAGGGCACCGAGCCCUGGCUCCUCCUCACCAGUGACCACGCUCCAGGCAGCAAACACAGGUGUGUCUUCCAGGCCAGCACGUGCUCUGUGGAGCUGCCUCUGGAGGAGGUGCUGAUGCCCACGGACAGCUUCACCAUCACGCUGCACCACCACGUGGCUGGGCAGGAGCAGAUCAGCCUGGUGAACGCGCAGUAUCUGCCCCGGAAACAUGUCAAACUGGACCCCCCCUCUGGCUUGCGGAGCAACGUCAGCUCUGACUCCUGCAUUCUGACCUGGAGCAUCGAUCCCGCCCUGGAGCCCCUGGCCGGCCUCCUUGCCUAUGAACUGGCCUUCAAGAGGCAGGAGGAGGCCUGGGAGCGGGCCCAGCACAAGGACCACAUUGUUGGGGUGAGCCGGCUCACCCUGGAAGCUACGGAGAUGGACCCUGGCUGCACCUAUGAGGCCCGGCUGCGAGUGCACAUGGCACAGGAGGGCAGUACGGCUGAGGAGGAGCGCUACGAGGGCCCGUGGAGUGAGUGGGGCCCACCUGUGCGCUUCUCUGCUCCCCAGAGACCAGGCUCCUCGGCCCCACCCUGGGGGCGGCCAGACAGCACUCUCCUUGCCGUGUCCAUCUUUCUGCUGCUGAGCAGCCUGACCUACCUCCUGUUCAAGCUGUCGCCCAGGGUGAAGAGGGUGUUCCGCCAGCACGUGCCCUCUCCAGCUGCCUUCUUCCAGCCACUCUACACAGAGCACCAUGGGAAUUUCCAGACCUGGACAGGGGCCCAACGAGUGGGUCUGCAGCUGGGCCAAGAGGGUGUUAGUGCCCAACCAGGAGGCCCAUGGCCCAGCUGCCGAGAGGCUGUGGCGCUGCUCACCUACAGCCCCGCGAGGCCCUGGCAGCCUUCCUGCUCAGAGGAGGAGGGCCCACCUGCCCUGGGCUCAGAGGGCUUGUUGCCAGCAGAGGGUCUGGAUGGGGUAGGACAGCCUCCUGCCUACCUACCACAAGAGGACUGGGCCUCCGUGUCCCCCACCAGGCCAGGCCUCCCAGACUCAGAGGGUGGCAACAACAGCUACUGUGCCCUGGGCUACUACAGGGGUUGCCACCCGUCAGCCACCCCAGGAUACACGCAAAGCCCUUUGCCCAGCCCUGUCUUAGCCUGUGGCUUUUCUUGGAACCAGACAUACCUGGACCCCCAGCAUGAGCUCCUGUGUGGGAGUUGGUCACAAUCAGAGCCAGGACUCCAGUGA
This is a messenger RNA of Orycteropus afer afer, 1395 nucleotides long. Its product is annotated as interleukin-9 receptor. Gene Ontology annotation, biological process: cytokine-mediated signaling pathway; immunoglobulin mediated immune response. Gene Ontology annotation, molecular function: interleukin-9 binding; interleukin-9 receptor activity. NCBI's taxonomy places the organism in Eukaryota, Metazoa, Chordata, Mammalia, Tubulidentata, Orycteropodidae. Gene Ontology annotation, cellular component: external side of plasma membrane. The record is from RefSeq and is a predicted model, not a curated record.